Temnothorax curvispinosus is the source of this 1883-nucleotide messenger RNA. RefSeq lists its product as uncharacterized. Bases 203 to 706 code for a protein of 167 amino acids. NCBI's taxonomy places the organism in Eukaryota, Metazoa, Arthropoda, Insecta, Hymenoptera, Formicidae. The record is from RefSeq and is a predicted model, not a curated record. The transcript has 2 exons.
CUUAAGUCUCUUUAAAAGAUGUCGUACAUCAUAUAAUUUUCUUUCUAAAUAUCUACACUUUCCUUCUCAUGUCACUUUAAAGAAACAAUUACGAAAUAUUCCUAUUGAUACUGGGUGUAAUAAAAGUAUUCUACAAUAUUUAUGUUUAAUUAAGAAAGAGAUUGAUCCUAAAGAUUUAUAUGUGGUGCUUAUUUGGGACGAAAUGUCUAUACAACCUGCUGUCCAAUAUGAUCCAAAAAAUGAUAAGAUAAUUGGCUUGGAAGAUUGGGGUACAAAACGAACUAGAAAGAUAGCAGAUCAUGCGAUUGUUUUUUAUAUAAGAUGUCUCGCCUCUGGAAAGCACAUGCCAAUUGGCUACGGAUACAGUCAUAGUGCAACAAAUUCAAUUCAAUUAGCCAGAUGCAUCAAAAAAUGGUUGCUAGCACUUAUAAAGUGUGGUUUCAAACCAGUUGCAAGCGUUUGCGAUCAAGGGGGAACUAAUAUUGCAGCGAUCAAUUUAUUGAUACAACAAACGCGACCUGCACUACAUGGUAAUGAACCACAAGGACAUAUAAAAGAUAACACCAUUUUUCUUAAAAAUCACAAAAUUAUACCACUCUUUGAUUAUGUUCAUUUGCAAAAAGGCGUGCGGAAUAACUUACUAACUAAACAUUUAAUGCUUAACAAAAAUGUAUCAACAGAUUUGAAAUGUCCAUACGCCACAUGAGAUGCUAUCGAACGUUUGUAUACUAUCGAUAAACUGAACAAAUAUUCAGAUAUUCAACAACGGAUGAUGCCUAAAUUAGUGGAUAAGCAUAUCUAUCCAGCUUUGAUUCCAAAGAUGAGAGUAAGAUAUGCUGUCUAAGUGUUAAGCCAUACUGUGGCUCAUUACAUGGCUAUAGUCGUAUCUUAUAAACAAGGUAAAUAAUAAUGGUCAUUUAUCAAAAAAAUGCUGGAAAAUUUUAAUUUGCAUGCACUGUAGAAGCAAAAAAAUAUUCUGACUUUACGCAUUAUUUAUUUAUAUUGCAGGUGUUGUUGAAACUAUAAAAGGCACGAUACAGUUGCCAGAAAGCGCCGCUGCUACAUCAAGAACGCUAUUAUUCUUUGAUAAAUUAUUCGAUUCCUUUAAUGGCAAACAAGGACAAGGCCUUAGUAGUAUAAUUAGUCCACAAAGCACGCAUAAACGUUUUUGGCAAAAGGCAUUAUUUACGUUGGAUAAUAUGCAAUUUGUUGAAAAAACAACACUAAAACCAAUAAGAAGAAAUGCACCAAAGUGCUUAAAAAAUUGGAUGUGGACGAUCCGAGGUGCUGCACGUCUAUGGGAUGUUCUCCAAAGAAGUGGAUUUACACAUCUUAAUUUAAAAUAUAUAAAUCAAGACGUACUAGAAAAUUUUUUCGGCCAAAUAAAAGACGUAGGACGUAGGAAUGUCAACCCAACUCCUUACCAAUUUGGAACGGCAUUUAAAACACUAAUUACUGCUAAUAUUACGUCCAAGCAUUCCGUCUCUUCUAAUUGUGAAGAAAAUGAAACGGAUAGUUCCUUAGCAUUAAUGACUAUGUUUCGCGCAGCAGAAAUUGCACGCAUGGAAAAUAAUGACACCAACAUAGAUUGUGUUGAAGCUGCUGUACCAAUAGUAGAAGCAAGAAAUGUUUUUGUGAAUGUGCACAAAAUAUUGAGUUUUAUGCGUAAAAAAUGGAUACCUAUAUGCAGUGAUUGUGCAAAAAAAUUAGAAAAUGAACAAAUAACAAAUAUAUUACAACAAGCGAUAUAUAUAACUGAAGUGCAAUUUCCAAACUUUUGCCACAAUAUCAAAUUAAAAGAACAAGUUUUAAAUAGCAUGGCGACGGAGACAAAUUAUUUAACAAUGCACUGUAAGUCUGCUUUGAAGGAGUUGUUGGAUAUG